AUGGUAGCACCGUGUUGGAGGCGACCUUCUGUGAAGGGAGAUCAUUCAACCAGAGACGCUAAUGGGAGGUGUGAUGGGCUUCUUUGGUAUAAAGAUUCUGGAAACCAUGUCGCUGGGGAGUUCUCAAUGUCUGUGAUUCAAGCCAACAAUCUUCUCGAAGAUCAUAGCAAGCUCGAGUCUGGACCCGUUAGCAUGUUCGAUUCGGGUCCUCAAGCUACUUUUGUUGGUGUGUAUGAUGGUCAUGGAGGUCCAGAAGCAGCCCGGUUUGUCAAUAAACACCUCUUCGACAACAUCAGGAAGUUUACUUCAGAGAACCAUGGGAUGUCUGCGUCUGUUAUAACGAAAGCGUUUUUAGCUACGGAGGAGGAGUUUCUUUCUCUUGUGCGGCGGCAGUGGCAGACGAAACCACAGAUUGCUUCUGUCGGAGCGUGUUGUCUGGUAGGGAUCAUAUGUAGUGGAUUGUUGUACAUUGCAAACGCCGGGGAUUCUCGGGUUGUGCUAGGGAGACUGGAAAGAGCGUUUAAAGUUGUCAAGGCCGUUCAAUUAUCGUCAGAGCACAACGCGAGUCUUGAAUCUGUGAGAGAGGAGUUGCGCUUGUUGCAUCCGAAUGAUCCUCAGAUUGUCGUCUUGAAGCACAAAGUUUGGCGUGUCAAAGGUAUUAUACAGGUCUCACGGUCAAUCGGUGACGCCUACUUAAAGAAAGCAGAGUUCAACAGGGAGCCGCUAUUGGCAAAGUUCAGGGUGCCUGAGCUUUUUCAAACGCCGAUCCUUAAAGCAGAGCCUGCGAUUACAGUACAUAAAAUCCAUCCAGAGGAUCAGUUUCUUAUAUUUGCAUCAGACGGCUUGUGGGAGCACUUGACCAAUCAGGAAGCUGUUGACAUUGUGAACACUUGCCCGCGUAAUGGAAUUGCGAGGAAGCUCAUAAAAACGGCUCUAAGAGAGGCGGCAAAGAAGAGAGAGAUGAGAUAUUCGGAUCUAAAAAAGAUUGAUAGAGGAGUGAGGAGACAUUUUCACGAUGAUAUAACGGUCAUUGUUGUGUUUCUUGAUUCACAUCUCGUCAGUCGCAGUACCACUCGCCGACCUCUCAUCUCCAUCUCAGGCGGUGGUGACUUGGCUGGACCUUCUACCACUUGA
Molecule: messenger RNA, 1134 nt
Organism: Thlaspi arvense
Lineage: Eukaryota; Viridiplantae; Streptophyta; Magnoliopsida; Brassicales; Brassicaceae
Source: the annotation of a GenBank genome assembly